AAAAAUAUUGCAAAAUGCUGUCAAUGUUUGUGAUGUGCAGCUGGAAAAAUCAUCACAAAUAUUUUUUAUUUAUUAAUCUAACAAGUCAAAUUAUAAGAGAAGAAAUAUAUUGAAUUACUUCUCAAAUGAGGUUCAAUAAUUAAAAAAAGUUAAUAUACAAUAUAUAUUACUAAAAGUUAGUAUACAAAGAUAGUAAGAAUGGCGGACGAACGUAGAAGGCUUUUGAAAUUGAGUUUUCAAUCCGAUACAGUUAAAAGCCCAGAAAAUAUGAAACCUCAAAAUGUACCAGAUCGAACACGAGAGAGAAUUCGUUUACAAGCAUGUGGUAAGAUACAAACAACGCCUGGUGAACCGACUUUGGAUUUUACAUCAGAUGAUUUGAUAGACCAUGGAGAAAUAGGACGAGGAGCGUAUGGGGCUGUAAACAAAAUGAUUUUUCAUCGUACAAACACCACCAUGGCUGUUAAGCGAAUAAGAUCAACUGUAGAUGAAAAAGAACAAAAACAAUUGCUAAUGGAUUUGGAAGUAGUGAUGAAGUCAAAUGAUUGCAAUUAUAUCGUUCAAUUCUAUGGAGCUCUUUUCAAAGAGGGCGAUUGUUGGAUUUGCAUGGAACUAAUGGAUAUUUCACUGGAUAAGUUUUAUAAGUUCAUAUGCGAACGGGAAAAUGAACGAAUUCCAGAAUCUAUAUUGGCAAAAAUUACAGUGGCCACUGUAAAGGCAUUGAAUUAUCUAAAACAAAAAUUGAACAUAAUACAUAGAGAUGUGAAGCCAAGUAACAUCCUAUUACACCAGCGGGGUGAUAUUAAGCUCUGUGAUUUCGGAAUUUCCUGUGUCUUGGUGGACUCAAUUGCCAGGACAAAAGACGCUGGUUGCAGACCUUACAUGGCGCCGGAGCGAAUUGAUCCACAACGAGCAAAAGGUUAUGACGUACGAAGUGAUGUGUGGAGUUUAGGCAUCACAUUAUUCGAAAUAGCGACCGGAAGGUUUCCGUAUCCAAAAUGGUGCAGUGUAUUUGAACAAUUAUAUCAGGUUGUUCAAGGUGAGCCGCCUCGCUUACAAUCUUCAUACAACAAUAUAGAGUUUUCUGAUGAAUUCGUUGACUUCGUCAAUACAUGUUUAAUUAAGGAAGAAACCAAUCGUCCAAAAUACAGCAAACUACUACAGCAUCCAUUUAUUGAACGUGGAGAACGGAGUUACACUGACGUUGCAUCUUAUGUUAGUGAUAUUUUACAAGCAAUGGUCCGACAUGGAAUCACACCGUUCACAGCGGAUCAACCUGCAUGUUAAAAUUUAUUAGUGAAAUUCAGAUGAGCUGAAAUAUCCAGAUGACAAAAUCCAAACCACAACUGUCUGGUGAAAUUGAUGUAAAAUUGUGUCUUUUUUAGCUUAUUCCAUUAAAAAUAUUUCAACUGCUAAUCGAAAUUAUUUGAUGCAAAUUUCAUAAAUAGAAUUCUUGUCAUGGAAAAGAAAUAAAAUAAUAACUCAUCAAAUCA
Messenger RNA from Contarinia nasturtii (swede midge), 1493 nucleotides. It is a transcript of the gene Mkk4, whose product is annotated as dual specificity mitogen-activated protein kinase kinase 4. The record is from RefSeq and is a predicted model, not a curated record. The transcript is spliced from 9 exons. Bases 199 to 1287 code for a protein of 362 amino acids. Gene Ontology annotation, biological process: MAPK cascade; protein phosphorylation. Gene Ontology annotation, molecular function: ATP binding; JUN kinase kinase activity. NCBI's taxonomy places the organism in Eukaryota, Metazoa, Arthropoda, Insecta, Diptera, Cecidomyiidae.